Messenger RNA from Acaromyces ingoldii, 1480 nucleotides. Its product is annotated as putative MAS1-mitochondrial processing peptidase beta chain precursor. NCBI's taxonomy places the organism in Eukaryota, Fungi, Basidiomycota, Exobasidiomycetes, Exobasidiales, Cryptobasidiaceae. Gene Ontology annotation, cellular component: mitochondrion. Gene Ontology annotation, molecular function: metalloendopeptidase activity; metal ion binding. The record is from RefSeq and is a predicted model, not a curated record. The transcript is spliced from 5 exons. Bases 42 to 1469 code for a protein of 475 amino acids.
GUGUGUCACUCCCCUCAUCAACGUUCUCGACUUGACUGACAAUGUCGGCGCGUUUCCUCGUCAACGGAGCCAGGUCGGCGGCGCUCGCUCGACCGGCGCUUGUGAAGCCGACGAUGGCACGCAGCCUUGCGACGACCGUGGGCCGGAGCCCUAUCACGCAGACCACGACGCUGUCCAACGGUCUCACGGUCGCUACCGAGUCGCACCCAUCGGCCCAGACCGCCACUGUUGGCGCCUGGAUCGACGCUGGCUCGCGCGCCGAGACGGACAAGACCAACGGCACGGCCCACUUCCUCGAGCACAUGGCCUUCAAGGGCACGGGCAAGCGAUCGCAGCACAGCCUCGAGGUCGAAGUGGAGAACAUGGGCGCGCACCUCAACGCCUACACAUCUCGCGAGCAGACCGUCUACUACGCCAAGUCGUUCCGCAAGGACGUCGGCAAGUCUGUCGACAUCAUCUCGGACAUCCUCCAGAACUCCAAGCUGGAGAGCGGCGCGAUUGAAAGGGAAAGGGAUGUCAUUCUCCGCGAGCAGGAGGAGGUCGACAAGCAGACGGAGGAGGUCGUCUUUGACCAUCUCCACUCGAUUGCCUUCCAGGGACAAGCCCUCGGACGCACGAUCCUCGGCCCCAAGGAGAACAUCCUCUCGAUCAAGAGGGAUGACCUGGCCGCAUACAUCCAGAAGAACUACACAGCCGAUCGCAUGGUUCUUGUGGGCACCGGCGGUGUCGAGCACGACGAGCUCGUCAAGCUGGCUGAGAAGCACUUUUCGUCGCUGCCCGUCUCGUCGAACCCGAUUCCGUUGGGACAGCAGUCGUCGACGCCGACCAAGUUCGUCGGCAGCGAGGUGCGGAUCCGCGAUGACACGCAGCCGACGUGCAACCUGGCCAUGGCCGUCGAGGGUGUCAGCUGGCGCUCGCCCGACUACUUUGCCAUGCUCGUCCUCCAGAGCAUCAUGGGCAACUGGGACCGGUCGCUGGGCUCGAGCCCGCUGCUGAGCUCGCGGCUGAGCCACAUCAUCAGCUCCAACAACCUGGCCAACAGCUUCAUGCACUUUAGCACCAGCUACUCGGACACGGGCCUGUGGGGCAUCUACCUCGUGACGGAGAACCUCAACAACCUGGACGACGUCUGCCACUUUGUCCUGCGCGAGUGGCAGCGCAUGUCGACGGCGCCCACCGAGGGCGAGGUCGAGAGGGCAAAGAGCCAGCUGAAGGCCUCGCUCCUCCUCGGCCUCGAUGGAAGCACGGCCAUUGCCGAGGACAUUGGUCGCCAGCUCGUCACGGCCGGCAAGCGCUUCUCCCCCCAGGAGAUCGAGACGGCCAUCGAGGCCGUCACUCCCAACGAGAUCCAGCGUGUGGCCCAAAAGUACCUCUGGGACGCCGACCUGGCUAUUGCUGCGACGGGAAGGGUCGAGGGUCUCCUUAGCUACGACCGUAUCCGCGCCGACAUGUCGAGCAUGGUCUUCUAGAGGGACAGCCC